Molecule: messenger RNA, 1074 nt
Organism: Manihot esculenta (cassava)
Lineage: Eukaryota; Viridiplantae; Streptophyta; Magnoliopsida; Malpighiales; Euphorbiaceae
Product: probable ribosome biogenesis protein RLP24
Exons: 5
Coding region: 398-904 (168 amino acids)
Biological process (GO): ribosomal large subunit biogenesis
Cellular component (GO): nucleolus
Source: RefSeq, a predicted model, not a curated record
CUUUUGAAACCCUUAUUUCUGAACCUAACAUUUCUCUCUCAACUCUCAACUCCGAACUCCCAACACUGCCGUCCGUCCCCUCUCCUGCCCCCUCCGGCCUCUCCGUCUCUCCUCUGGUGUAGCCGUGCGCUUCCCGCCUAUCGUCCCUCUGCUCUUUGCUUCUUCGCUCUCCUCCGCGGCUUCCUCUGGUUAUCGUCGCUACGUCCGGUUCUCGUUGCUUCUUCACUCUCCUCCGCGGCUUCCUCUGGUCCUCGUUGCUGCGUCCGCUGGUCCUGCCUGCUUCUUCCCUCUCCUCCGCCGCUUUCUCUGGUCGUCGUUGCUGCGUCCGCUGGUCCAGUCUUUCUGCCGUCUGGUGCUGCUCCUCAGUCACUGCAGGGUUCUGUAAUCCCAAGACACAAUGAGAUUGGAGAAGUGUUGGUUCUGCUCCUCCACCAUAUACCCUGGACAUGGUAUCCAGUUUGUCCGUAAUGAUGCCAAGAUUUUUCGAUUUUGUAGAUCGAAAUGCCACAAGAACUUCAAAAUGAAGAGAAACCCUCGCAAGGUAAAAUGGACCAAGGCCUACCGACGUUUGCAUGGGAAGGAUAUGACACAGGAUUCAACCUUUGAGUUCGAGAGAAAGAGGAAUAGGCCUGAGAGAUAUGAUAGAAAUCUGGCUGAGAAUACUCUCAAGGCUAUUAAGAAGAUUGAUAAAGUCAGAUCUAACAGGGAAGCUAAACACAUUGAAAAGAGGAUGAAGGGCAAGAAAAGCAAGGAGCAGAGAGAGGCUGCAAAGGAAUUGGAGCAGAGCAUCCACAUGGUCAAACCUCCUUUGGUUCUUGCUCAAGAGCCAUCUCUUACAUUGCCCAAGAUCAAGGCCAAGGUCUCACAACAGCAAGCCGACGAAAACCAUGCAAUGGAGGAGUGAUGUUUUACUGGUUUAUCCAUGCUUUUAUCCCCAGUUAUUUUCUUCUUUUUCUUUUGGUUCCUACUUUCUUUCUUUUUUCCCUUUUCUUUUUCGUUUGUGAGAACACGUAGAUGAUAAAGGGGUUUGAGUAUAUCAAUCAAGAAAUGGCAGGGGCAAUGCUUUUUCUUUUC